UUCCUCUUUUUUUUUUUUAAAAAAAAAGAAAGCUAUGGAAGUUGCUUCUGUCUCCAUUUAUUGCAUUUGAACUGCACACCACUGAGGGGAAAGACUCCGCCUUUCACUCUCUCAUUAAUCUCUGCAAAAUAUUUCCAAACUUUUCUCUCUCUCAUUGAAACCUAGCCUCUCUGGAAAUUUGCUUGCUUUUGAAGAAGGGAACAGAAGUGUCCAGGGAGUUUUAGCUCAUAUAUAUCACCACUCACCCAUUGGUUUCAUAUGGAGCCUUCUAUUUUUCUCCACUUAUAGAUGCUGAAGAGGGAUCGAUCUUUUGGUAUUGAGAAAAUGGGAAUUGAGAAAGAAGUUUCCAAAAGUGGAGGGGGAUACGUAGGUGGUUUCUUUCAGCUGUUUGAUUGGACUGCAAAAUCUAGGAAAAAGUUGUUCUCAAGCAAGUCAGAUUUACAAGAGCUUUCAAAACAAGGAAAGAGAAGUGGUGGGAGCUUGCGAAUGACUCGGCUUCGUCUGAUGGAUGAUGAUGAUACUGGAGCAGGAUCGAGUAUUAGAGGAGGUAGUGAUUAUAGUUGUGCUUCGUCAGUAACAGAUGAUGAAGGAUAUGGGGCUCGGGCCCCUGGGGUGGUAGCCAGGCUUAUGGGAUUAGACUCCAUGCCAACAUCUAAUUUCUUGGAGCCCAAUUCUACCCCUUUUUUUGACACCCAAUCUCUUAGAGAUGCCUCUCUUGGCAAGAGAAAUUUCGAUUACUAUCAUGACCAUCAAAUCACUUACUCGGGAAAUCUGCUUAACAAGGAGGAUGGCCCUCCUAGAAAUUUGGCGUCCAAGCCUCAGAAGGUCCUGAGCAGGCCUAUUGAAAAGUUUCAAACGGAAAUCUUGCCUCCUAAAUCGGCUAAAUCAAUUCCCAUUACCCACCAUAAAAUUUUAUCUCCAAUAAAGAGUCCUGGCUUCAUUCCGAGCAAAACUGCUGCUCACAUAAUGGAAGCAGCUGCAAAAAUUAUUGAACCUAGUCCCUUAGCAGUAGCCAAAGCCAAAAUGCCUGCUCUUGGUUCUUCUUCAUUACCACUGAAAGUUCGGGAUCUUAAGGAAAAACUGGAGGUUGCUCAGAAAAUGCCUCUGGUAGGGUCCUCUUCAGCAGCCAUAAGAACUCGAGAAGCGAAAGAGAAAGUAGAAGCUUCUCAUAAAACCUCGAGACUUGCAGAAACUUCUCGAAGACCAGUUGAGUCGAGUGCUGCCAAGCAUCUAAAGGGGCAGUCUUUGAACAAAAGCUGGAAUGGAUCAGAUGAUACAUCUUACAGGGCUUUUUCUGAGACUGAUGAAGACUCUUCUAGCUCAAAGACUAAGGUAAAGUCUAUCUCACUUGCAAUCCAAGCAAAGUUCAAUGUUCAGAGAAGAGAAGGUUUGAAUGCAAGUAGUAGUCAAGGCUUUGUAGGCCAGAAAGAACAGGCCGAGGUUUCAUCAAGUCAGCCCUUCAAGAGCCACCCAAAUUUCCAAAAGAGUUCGCAAAAAAGAUCUCCUAUACUUAAAGCUUCUGGUGCUCUUAGGCAGAAUAAUCAGAAACAAAAUUGUAUGAUGGAUAAAGACAAAUUGCCUUCAAAGCCCUUGGUUUCCAACUUGCAGGGUAAAAUGAUACUGUCUGGGAAUCCUCCAGCAAGGCACAAAACUUUUGGUUCCAAAAAUGGAUCCAGGAAGUUGGCCUUAGAUUCGAGAGAAGUUGAGAAGGGGACUUCUAACUAUAGUACAAGGAGUAAUCCAAGGAAGAAGCGAUCGAUUGAUGGGAAUUUGCAUCUUGAGAAAAACCAGGUUGCUGAUAAAUUGCUGAUUGACAGAAAUCGGAAGGCUGUUGAAACUAAUCCAGUUAUUGAUAGGCACUUUAGUUGGGUAGAAGAAAGCAAAAGGAAAGGCAUGGAUGUUGUUUCAUUCACAUUCACAGCCCCCUUGACACGGUCUAUGCCUGGUUCUGAAACACCUACUCGGGUUGUACAAGAAAAAAGUGGUUCUUGUACGGAUAAUCGCAGCAAGAGAUUGUUGCUUGACACAGAUAGUAUGAAUCUAUCUUCAGGGGGAUAUAAUGUGAUAGGGGGGGAUGCUUUGAGUACUCUUUUGGAACAAAAAAUGAGGGAAUUGACCAAAACUGUCGAGUCUUCUAGUUGCCUAUCCACGUUUAGUUCAGGCGGCACUGCACCAAGGUUACAUGAUAACAAGGAUCAAAGUGUCUCAUGCAUAGAUAGAUCGGAUAGCUGCUAUGAUUGUCACUUUCUCUCCACAGAUCCUGCAGCUCUCAGAUUGAAUCGCAUUCUUCAGGGAGUUGAUGAGAUGGACUGUAGCAGCAAGUCAAAUGAUUCCAGAAAGCUCCUUGAUUGUAGACGUCCUAGUCCAGUCUCUGUUCUUGAACAUUCUUUUUCAACUGAAAGUAGCAGCUCUUUAGACAGCGCGGAUAGUUGCAUUACAGAAGGGAGCAGGCAUUGUUCAUCCAUUCAAGUCCAGGAAGUCCAUGGUUUGAGCUCUUCAAAGAAGUUCCAUUUUGUGGAUGUUGAUACGGAGUUAUCAGAUUCUGCUUCUUCAUCAUCAACAGGAACUGUGGAUAGAAAACAUGCAAAUAUGUUAGCAGUGACAGGUGUUGCGAGAUCAACCAAGUGGGAAAUAGAAUAUGUGAAGAAGAUUCUCUGUAAUAUUGAAUUGAUGUUUCAGGACUUCGCAUUAGGUCGGGCUUCCAAGAUCAUAAACCCUCACCUCUUCCAUCAGUUGGAAAGGAGAAAAGAUAAGUUUGAAAGUGAUGGUGUUGAUGCUAGGCUAGAGCGGAAAGUAUUAUUUGAUUGUGCAAGUGAAUGCUUGGACUUGAGAUGCAGACGUUAUGCUGGUGGUGGAUACAAGGCGUGGGUGAAAGGGACAACAAUGGUGAGAAGAAAGGAAUGGUUAGGGGAAGACGUGUGCAAGGAGAUCUUGGAAUGGAGCAGCAUGGGGGAUUGCAUGGUGGAUGAGCUUGUAGACAAGGACAUGAGCAGUCAGUAUGGAAGAUGGCUGGACUUUGAAAUAGAUGCAUUUGCAUUUGGAGUAGAGGUCGAAAGCCAGAUAUUUAAUUCAUUGGUUAAUGAGGUUGUUGCUGAUAUCUUGCUGUUUUGAUGCCUAUAGCCCAAGAAGGAGAUUCGCGGUGGCCAGAGAUUGGGGAAAACUGUAUGGUGGAUGGUGCUUGUAGAGAACAAGGGUUGUGUUUUGUGUAGAAUUGUUAGGUCUUAUAGGUUUUAACCAAUGCCUCAGCAUAAUAGCUUUCCAUCUCUAGUGUUUGCCAAUCCCAACGUAUGUUUUCCUCGGGGUGUUUAUAAGAUUCUUUAUUGUUCGCUUCA
This is a messenger RNA of Populus nigra (black poplar), 3332 nucleotides long. RefSeq lists its product as uncharacterized. Bases 289 to 3111 code for a protein of 940 amino acids. The transcript has 6 exons. NCBI's taxonomy places the organism in Eukaryota, Viridiplantae, Streptophyta, Magnoliopsida, Malpighiales, Salicaceae. The record is from RefSeq and is a predicted model, not a curated record.